This is a messenger RNA of Mytilus trossulus (common blue mussel), 1650 nucleotides long. RefSeq names its product protoporphyrinogen oxidase-like. The record is from RefSeq and is a predicted model, not a curated record. Gene Ontology annotation, biological process: porphyrin-containing compound biosynthetic process. The coding region runs from base 74 to 1573 and encodes 499 amino acids. Lineage: Eukaryota; Metazoa; Mollusca; Bivalvia; Mytilida; Mytilidae. The transcript has 11 exons. Gene Ontology annotation, molecular function: protoporphyrinogen oxidase activity, oxygen as acceptor.
CGCCAUACGUCAAUAAACAGGAACAUUGAAAGGGGAAAUAACUCUAAAUAAAAAUCGACACAUGUGAGGAGGAAUGACAGCUGUAAUUUUAGGUGGUGGUGUCAGUGGUUUAGCCUCGGCUUACUAUCUGGUCAGAAACUCAAGUCCAUUUAAAAGGAUUAUAUUAUUAGAGGCCAGUGACAGACUUGGGGGUUGGAUACAGACAUCCAGACUUGAUAAUGGUGCUAUAUUUGAGCAUGGUCCAAGAAGUCUGCGUCCAGCAGGACAAGGAGGAAAAAACACUUUGUCUUUGGCAACAGAACUUGGAUUAUCUAAUGACAUCAUUGCAGUUACCAGAAACCACCCAUCAACGAAAAACAGAUAUAUCUAUAUGAAUAAAAAAUUAAACAGACUUGCAAUAGGGGGUGGUUUUAAAAAUACAUUCUACCCGCAGCCCCCCUUUUCCAAGUCAGUGUUCAGUAUGGUUAUAAAUGAGUUACGAGCACCAGUACCUGACAAUGAUAUAGAGGAUGAGUCUAUUCACAGUUUCUUCUCAAGAAGAAUAGGACAGGAGGUUGCAGAUUAUCUUCUUGAUCCAGUGUUUCGUGGGAUAUUUGCUGGUGAUAUAUCUAAACUAAGUGUUAAAUCAUGCCUGCCUAUGGAUGUUUUAAAGAUUGAAAAAGAAUACAAAUCUUUAAUGAGAGGAGUAAUCAGACGCAAAGACAAAGAUGAUGAUAAUGAAGUAUAUGCAAUGAAUGAUAUAAUGAGAGCAACUAAGGAAAGAUGGUCUACCUGGUCCUUUCAGAAAGGAAUGCAACAAUUAUCGGAAAGAUUAGAAGAUGUAAUAAUAAGGCGAGGAAAUGUAGAAAUUAGAAAAUCAACACCUUGUAGAGGCCUAGAAUUCAAUGGUGAUCAAGUCCAGGUGAUUACAGACACAGAAUCUCUAACAGCUGACCAUGUUGUAUCCUCCAUAUUUUCUCAAGAUCUUUCAAAAUUACUAGGCAGUCAACAAGAUGAACUAGCUAACUUGCUUAAUCAGAUAACAGCUGUUUCAUGUAUAGUUGUUAAUGUAGAAUAUAAAGAUUAUGUGUCCAAUAUAGAGGGCUUUGGACAUUUACUACCAUCUUCUGAGGAUCCAUGUGUGUUAGGUGUUAUAUAUGAUUCUUCUACAUUCAAACAACAUGAUGCUGAAAAAUAUGUUUCUAGUAGAUAUACAAUGAUGUUAGGAGGUGCUUGGUAUGAUGAACUUGUGGACAGAUUAGGUGACUUGAAGGAAUCAACCAUCCAGGAUUACGCAUGCAAAGUUUUAAGUGAACAAUUAGAUAUAAAAACGGAGCCAUCUAAUGUGGUGGUGACCAUACAAAAGAACUGCAUACCACAGUACUUCGUAGGACAUAGUAAACUUGUGGAAUCUAUAGACAAAUGUGUAUCAGACAGUGCUUUACCUUUAAGUCUUGUAGGAAGUUCUUACAAAGGAGUUAGCGUGAAUGAUUGUAUUCAUAAUGCAAAAAUGACAUUGAAACAAUUUGAUCAUGGAAUUAAAAAAGUUGAAUCUCCUGAUGCAGAAAUUAUUGAAAAAAGUAGCAACGUUUAAAAUUAUGUUUUUUUUUCUAUAUAAAAAAAUAUAUUUUUAUAGUUUAGAUAUUUUAAUAAAAAAAUAUAUGAAUGCUU